CUUUAGUGAUGAUAGCCCUCUCAACUCUGAAAUCUCAAGAACACGGAUACGGAUAAAUUUAGUUUUGAAGAAAAGGUAAAAAUCCCCACCCAUCUUCACGUAUCGGCCUAGCUAAGAUUCUUCUCACUCCCGUUGCAGACUUGCAGCUCCCAGAACACUCCAGAAUACAUUUAGCGUAGCAUUCGGGUAAAUGCCAAAACUUCUGCGGAAUCUCCAUACUUUUCUGUGUUGAAACGACUCAGGCAAGCUGCCAUGUUUUGCUCUUCAGCUGGCUCGGCAAACUCAUGGAAAUCAUCAGCCACCUUCAUUGAACGCCGACAGAAUAUUCACCUCCGGUGCUCAUUCAUACUAAAUUUAUCACUUCACAAUCGGCAUCGAGAUCUCAUUUUCCCUCCGACCAUCCUAAAAAGAUCUUCGCCUUAUUGCUUCCCACGCGCAUUCCUCGGCAAACCGGAUUCUAAUUCGAAGACUUCUACACAGUUCAGUACUGGAGAAGGAACGGAAGACGACUUUGUGACAAGGGUUUUGAAGGAAAACCCCUGCCAAGUAGAACCCAAAUACAAACUAGGGGAUAAGGUACUUACUCAGAAGGAAAAAGAGGCGUUGCAGAAUACAGGUCUUGAUAAUGGGGCCUUUGAGAUUCUAAAGAGGUUGAAUUUGAAGGGAUUUUCAGGGGAGAGGCACAAAGAAGGUCAUCCAGGGAAUCCUGAGGAGGUGUAUUUGAAGGACAUUUUGAGGGGAUAUAAAGGGAAGUUGUACGUUCCAGACCAGAUUUUCCGGUCUAACUUAUCAGAAGUUGAGGAAUUUGAGAAGAAUGUGGAGGAGUUACCAAGAAUGGAGUUCAAGGAUUUUCAGAAGUACUCAAAAACUGAUAAGGUUAAGCUGCUAACAUUCAAGGAGGAUGAUGGUGUGAAUUUUGGAGUUGGGUUUAGGGACUUCAUAGUGGAGUUGAAGGAAAUUCCUGGGGAUAAGAGCUUGCAGAGAACUAAGUGGUCACUAAGGUUGGAUUCGAAUUUGGCAAGAACCCUUCUGGAAGAGUAUGAUGGGCCACGUUAUGAAGUUGAAAAGCAAAUGAUGUCAUGUGUUGGGAAAUUACCAGAGCAUCCGCUUCCAGUGGCAUCUAAAAUAUCAACUAGACUGAUGUUAGAACUUGGAACCCUAGCAGCGGUGAUGACAUCAGCUGCAUUGAUUGCUGGUGGCUUCCUUGCUUCGGCAGCAUUUGCAGUGACAAGCCUUGCGUUUGUGGUGGCUGUUUAUGUUGUCUGGCCUGUUGCCAAACCAUUUGUCAAGCUGUUAUCGGGCAUUGCUUUUGAUGUCGCAGAGAGAGUGUAUGAUAAAGUCUAUGACGCUUUCGCUGUUGGAGUUUUUGCCAAGUUGCAUCAGAUAUACACGUUUGGUGGUAUCUCUUCCAGCAUUGAAUUGCUGAAGCCAAUCCUGUUUGUGUUUUUCACUAUGGUUCUUCUUGUCCGUUUCACUCUUUCAAGACGACCUAAGAACUUCAGAAAAUGGGACAUUUGGCAAGGCAUUGAAUUUUCUCAGUCUAAGCCACAAGCUCGUGUGGAUGGUUCGACUGGGGUCACAUUUAAUGAUGUAGCUGGUAUUGAGCAGGCUGUGGAAGAACUUCAGGAGUUGGUAACCUACUUGAAGAAUCCUGAUCUAUUUGAUAAAAUGGGGAUAAAACCACCACAUGGAGUUCUUCUGGAGGGCCCUCCAGGAUGUGGUAAGACCCUAGUUGCCAAGGCCAUAGCAGGUGAAGCCAGUGUUCCCUUUUUCCAAAUGGCUGGAUCUGAAUUUGUUGAAGUAUUAGUUGGUGUCGGUGCCGCUCGUAUUAGGGAUUUAUUCAAGAGAGCCAAGGUGAAUAAACCAUCAGUCAUUUUUGUUGAUGAAAUUGAUGCUUUGGCUACAAGGCGCCAAGGGACAUUUAAUGAAUCAACCGAUGACAUGUAUAAUGCAGCUACCCAAGAAAGGGAAACUACAUUGAACCAGCUCUUGAUUGAGCUAGAUGGGUUUGACACAGGGAAAGGUGUUAUAUUUCUAGGGGCAACAAAUCGAAUGGAUUUGUUAGAUCCUGCACUUCUUCGGCCUGGUAGAUUUGAUCGCAAGAUAAGAAUUCAACCUCCCAAUGCAAAAGGCAGAUUGGAUAUUCUGAAAGUUCAUGCACGUCAUGUAAAAUUAUCAGACACAGUUGAUUUAGCUAGUUAUGCCCAGAACUUACCAGGCUGGAGUGGGGCAGAACUUGCACAACUCCUGCAGGAGGCAGCUCUUGUUGCAGUCAGGAAGGGUCAUAACUCUAUUUUAAGCUCGGAUAUGGAUGAUGCAUGUGAUAGAUUGACGGUGGGACCCAGACGUACUGGGAUCGACUUGGGACAUCAAGGCCAGUGCCGCCGUGCUACUACUGAAGUGGGGACUGCUUUGACCUCUCACCUGCUAAGACAUUAUGAAAACGCAAAGGUUGAACGUUGUGACCGUAUAUCUAUUAACCCUCGUGGCCAGACCCUUUCCCAAGUUGUCUUCCAUCGACUUUAUGAAGAGUUCUAUGUGUUUGAGCGCCGGCCUCAACUAUUGCACCGACUUCAGGUGUUGUUGGGAGGAAGAGCUGCUGAGGAGGUGAUUUUUGGGCGGGAUACUUCAAAAGCAUCAGUGAGCUACCUUGCUGAUGCAACAUGGCUUGCCCGUAAAAUUAUAACAAUAUGGAAUUUAGAAAACCCAAUGACUGUCCAUGGCGAACCUCCACCAUGGAGAAAGAGUGUCAAAUUUGUGGGUCCGCGUCUUGAUUUUGAAGGAUCGUUAUACGAUGAAAAUGGCCUGAUCGAGCCUCCUCUCAAUUUUGAUAUGGAGGAUGAUGUUUCAAAGAGGACUGAAGCACUGAUGAGUGAUUCGUAUGGAAAGAUUGUGACUUUGCUGAGGCAGCAUCAUGCUGCUUUACUUAAAACCAUUAAGGUUCUUCUUAAGCAGAAGGAGAUAAGUGGAGAUGAAAUAGACUUUAUCCUCAGCAACUAUCCGCCAGAUACACCAGCAAGUCUGCUACUGGAAGAGAGAGAUCCUGGAACUCUUCCCUUAUCUCAUCAAGAACAAGAGCAUGCUAAUGAGCUAGAGUACAGUCUUUUGACAUCGUGAAGCAUAAUAGCAUCUUGUCUCUGAACAAGACUGAACUAGAAAAAUUAAACAAAAAAAUCUGGAAUUCAAACCCUGGGGAAGUUGACACUGCAAAGUGCUAGGCUGCUAGCAGGAGAUGCUUCAUAGCGGGGAAUGCUUUUUUGAUUUUUUGACGAGGUCUGCAGACAGAUGAAGACACCAAUUGCAUCUAUGCUUAGUAUUUAGGCAGAGAGAUAGAGAGUUCGGGGUGGGGGGGGGGGGGGGGGGUCUACAUUUUUUGUUUGAUGAGGAAUCCAGGUUUUGUAAGAUUAUUACUACGGAGUAGGAUUUAUCUGAUACUCCUCAAACAUCCCCAUUGCACAUAUGGGAUAGAGUGCACACGACCCCGUUCCAAACUGAAAGUAGAUUGGAACCAUUCCGGGUUUUAACUGAAGACUGAUCUGGAAAGCCGGUUACAAGAUCAGCUCAAAUUAUUUAGUGAUUUUUUGUCUGCUCCAAUUCCCCUAAAAUAGGCUGGGGUUGGCCGUUUUUAUUUCUGUUUUUUUUUUAAUUUGGCUUGAUAAUUUGGUAGGAAUCAGUGAUCUGAAAUUCGUAAGGAUUAAAUAUUUUCUUCUACAAUUUCGAAUUUAU
Molecule: messenger RNA, 3726 nt
Organism: Cuscuta epithymum
Lineage: Eukaryota; Viridiplantae; Streptophyta; Magnoliopsida; Solanales; Convolvulaceae
Source: the annotation of a GenBank genome assembly